This is a messenger RNA of Alternaria arbusti, 558 nucleotides long. RefSeq lists its product as uncharacterized. The record is from RefSeq and is a predicted model, not a curated record. The transcript has 2 exons. NCBI's taxonomy places the organism in Eukaryota, Fungi, Ascomycota, Dothideomycetes, Pleosporales, Pleosporaceae. The coding region runs from base 1 to 558 and encodes 185 amino acids.
AUGAAGAACUCCCGGCUUUCCAUCCUUCCGCUACUGGGCUUCUUCACUACAUCCACCUACGCCGACUUCGUCAUAGGCAGAUACGCCGGCUCCGAGCUCGGCGGCACCUUCUCCACUCCAGGCCAACUGCAAAUCAUCGGGAUGUGGAACAGCGCAGGCAUCGAAGGCCAAGAAAACGGCUUCGGAACCGACGACUUCUGUUCCGCCGGCACCUCCGCCGGCACCGACAAACUGAACGACUGGAGGAAAAACGAUUUCUGCGACUUGGAAAUCCCCGGCUGCCCCUCUACCAUGCGCAUUGUCAGGUCUGCGGGCAAUUUCACGGGUGACUGUGGCGUGGCGACGAAUGAUGCGGACCGUGACCAUUCGGUGGACUAUGGGGUGCUGGUUGAUAUCAUCUCGUCCCCGAAUGCGGCGGUUGGUAAUUGCUACUACGGAAGCGCGCAGCUGACGAAGGACUGUACGAGUACGGGGAGUGUGACGUAUCAGGCCGCGGUGGUUUGUCUGACGGGGGUUUGUGGUGGGCCGUUGGAGAGUGACUUUGAGCCUGGGGCUUGA